AGGGAAGGACUCUCUCUCUGAAGUUAUAAAAGGAGCGGCCUACCAUCACGGGCAUAUUGUGAAAAGUGUCCAGUGUGGGUUAGGAAAUGAAGAUCCUUUUACUUUUGGUGAGCCUGGCGGUUUUCGCGGAGGGUAGACGUGUCAGGGUGAGACCCGUAUCGUCGGCGGAUUCGUUGGAAGAUGCGCCUCAACAAGUGGAAUAUUACGCGGAACAAGAAGAAGACCAAGGGCCGGUUUUGGUAUCCAGGCAGGACACUUACGGCAGGGCUAACGGUCAGCCUAGACUCCAGCCCAAACUAAAAUCUGUAUCCGCCAAGGCGCCACCGGUUCAGACUAUAAGGAAUUAUAACAAACUGAACGACGACGGAUCUUUCACGUUCGGUUACGAGGCCGCCGACGGUAGUUUCAAAGAGGAAACGAGAGGAACCGAUUGUGUCGUGAGAGGGAAAUAUGGCUACAUCGACCCUGAUGGCAACAAAAGGGAAUUUACUUAUGUAUCUGGUAACCCUUGCGAUCCUAACGCCGUCCAGAGCGAAGAGGAAGAAGAAGACGUCCCUUCAGGAGAAGAAAACGUCCCUCAGAACAUCCCACAGAAUUUUCCCCUCAGAAGACCACAAUUGGUGAAAUCCCGACCAGCGCCGACAUCUCGACCAAGGCCUACUCAGACCGUUUUCCAACAGGACUACAAUAAAGAUUCUGAAGAGGACGAGGAGGAAAACGUCCCGGUAUUGCCGACUCACAGGCCUAGGCCUACGACUCCUUCCCCGGUGAGGAACUUUCCGGUUCCCAGCUUCGCUCAGUUGGAAGAACAAGUCCAACCGCAGGUUUUGAGAGCAACGCAGAGACCCAAGUUGAUCGUGACAAGUCAGCCGAGACCUUCACCUCAACAAGUGUCAAUUACUCCUAGGCCGACCCAACCCCCCGCGACUACCUACAGGCCUCAACUAGUACGCCUUUCGACCGUCACUCCCGCUUCGGCGAAAAAGAGGCCCCAGCCAUCUCUCGACUUAGACGAAGAAUUGAAAAAUUUCCAAUUGGAACACAACGUCGUGUCGACACCCCGACCAUCGCAGGCGCACACUCCCAAAGCGCUGUCAGGAAGCCCCAUCUAUACUUCCGAACUUGUUUUCGACCCCAGCUCGGGCCAGUACAACACCGUACUUUACCAACAAUUGCCUCAAAGCCAGGGAGAAUUCAACUUGAGAGGAAGGCUCCAACCUUACGUCCACAACCCGCAACCCCAGCCUUUCUUCCAGCCCAGACCGUUCAGUCCGAGACCGGGUCCACCGCCUUCCCACCCCUUCCAUCCGCCGACCCAACAGCAGCUCUUCCAACAGCAGCAAUCCGCCCUCCUUCAGCAAUCGCAACAGUUAUUCGCCGCUCAACAGAAGAAACAGCAGGAGACCAAACCGCAGAGAUUCCCGGCGUCCCUCCUCCAGCAAGAACCUCAGAGGUUCACCCCAGGGCCGUCCAAGCAGUUCCACCGCCCUCCUCCUCCUCCUCCUCCGCAACAACCUUUCUUCUUCGUCGCUCCAUCCGGUGACAGAACAUCUCUUUCAAAUGGCCAAAUCGACGCUUUCCUCAGGGGACACUCGCUCGCCCUCUAAAAUAAACGAUCCCGAAAAAAAUACCUAGUCCUUCAAAACGAUCGACAUCGUUAUUUAUUUUACUCAAUUAAACUUAAGAC
Molecule: messenger RNA, 1687 nt
Organism: Cimex lectularius (bed bug)
Lineage: Eukaryota; Metazoa; Arthropoda; Insecta; Hemiptera; Cimicidae
Product: extensin-like
Exons: 2
Coding region: 87-1607 (506 amino acids)
Cellular component (GO): chitin-based extracellular matrix
Molecular function (GO): structural constituent of chitin-based larval cuticle
Source: RefSeq, a predicted model, not a curated record